AUUUAAGGUCAAGAACUGCGGCGCUUUCAUAUUGGUCCGCUACGAUGCACGAAAUAAAUAUCGAUGAUAUAAGUUUGGGUUCUGGAUUCUCACAUGCUAGAUACGCGUCUGUAGUUUCAGCCAUAGGAUUACAUAAUCGAAAUUUAUUCAUAGGAUCCUCCUCUAUAUCAGGUGAAAAAUGAUACCUUCCUAGAUGCAAAAAUAAAUUUGUGGUGUUAAAGAUAUUUUUGCAAACCAGUUUUUCAUUAUUAUAAAUAAUUGAUGUAACUGGAUGUAUUACGGCCUAUUUUUUACAGUUCAUCUUGUACUUCUUUAAUUGUUAGCUCUAGUUGGGGAUCUAUGGGGCGGCAGCUUGGUCGUCUACAACCUGAAGAACUUAAGAAAUUAUUUUGGUCGUAUUGCAUAUAAAGAUGAAUCGGCUGUAAUUGAUGACAUCUCUCAACAAGUUGUUACGGAGACUUCUUUCGACUCCUCUAUCGCAUCAAUAGCACCAUUGAACUUAAGUUGCAGUGAAUUAACAGAUGCUGUUGUGAUUGGUUUAGAUGAUGGUUCUAUUCAGUUGGUUACAUUGCGUGAGAUGUCAGCCAAUUCUCAUCAGUCACAAAUGCAGCCAUUAACGAUCAAUUCUGCUACAUAUCAUGAUUGGCCGUUGAAGAAAGUAAUAGCAUCUCAGACCUCAGGGUCUACGAAUCCUCAUAUCAUAACAUUAGAUGUAGCUGGAUGUGUAAAAUUAUGGGAUUGUCCAUCUUUAAUGCCUAUUAAAUCAUGGUCUAUCAAUUCUACAACAUGGCCUGUUAACGGUUCUGCUUUCACUCCAGAUAUUUCUCUACUAUCUACUAAUAAUACUAAUAACAUGAUAAAUCAUCAAAAUAAUUGUGAAAACUUUUUAUUAUCAACUUUAAAUCCAUUAGAUGUGAAACGAAAAAUUUGUUUAUGGGAUAUUCGUGUCAAUGAUGUAUCUAAUCCAAUUGUAAUUCAAUCAAGUGACUGUUCAAAUGUUACACAUGAUUUACCAACAGCACUCAGUUGGCUUUCAACAAAUCAUUUGCUAUUAGGAACUUACGAAGGUCAUUUAUGGAUUUAUGAUAUUCGCAAUCCUAAAAUGGAACUAACAAAUGUAGAUGUUACAGAUACAAAUCAAACUUUCAAAUUGUCCUCAAAUAGAUGUAAACAAAUUGUUGAAAUCCUUACGCAUAAUUACCCAGAAACAUCAACUGAAAAUAUUCAUAAUACUUCCAAAUAUAUCGGACUAAUUCAAAUCAAUGGUUCAAUAGAUGUUUACCAACAGAAUAUAUCAACAUUUAAUGUAUCAAAUGACAUGUUUACACAUGUAUAUCAUGAUGAUGGAAAAUCAAUCACGAACAUCGAUAAUAAAUGUUAUGGAAGAGUUAAACCAUGUGGUUUGUUUCUAUCUUCUGAUCUUAUGAAUUCUGAACAACCAUGGAGAUUACUACUGUCAACUGGUAUUCCUGACAAUAAUCAUAAUCUAUCAUUAACAAAUACUUCAUCAUAUACUGCUAACAUGAAUUAUCAUACAACAACAACAACAACACCAACUAUACUUAAUUAUCAACUUCGUGUAUAUCCAAAUGUAAUUCAAACAAAUAUUCCAGGAUUCAAUAAUCUCUCUAGAAUUCAUUACAUAAAAUUACUUAAUAUAUAAUGUACAUGCGAAAUACGAAAUUCAUAUCAAAGUAUAAAAUGUAGUGUAUAAUAAAUUUACAGUGAUCUUACUCCACUGAUUAUUGAUUUACUUCUUCUCUGACUGGUUGUGAUAAACAAGAAUGUGUAUAAUGUUAAAAAGAAACAAAAGAUGGAUAAGAUUCAAUUAAUAUUGUAAUGUAUUUAUUUUGUAUUUGUGUGUAUGUAUAUGUAAAAUUCAGAAUUGUACAUUUAUUGCAUUUAAUAGUAGUAAUACGUUUGAGAAAUAAAAUCAAUUAUUCGUUUUUGUAGAAAAAAGAAGCAACGAAAUUUUCAUGACUUCUUGAUUUUAUGCCUUUUUGAGUGUAGUUCGCUUGUAUAAUUAACUUUGUCCGUUGUCGUUGCUGGUGUUGUUUGCUUUACACACACUCCCUUAUCCUCAGUUGUUUUAUUUGAAUGUUAUCUAAUGUUUGAUGCUUUCUGAUGUCUUCUUAUAAUCAAUAAGUUGGGUGAAGUAAUUGUUAUUGGUUACGAAAACUGUUGAUGAGAUUUGAUUUGUAGGGGUUUUUAUUUUCUCGCUUUUGAUGUCUCAGACUACUAUUGAUCAGUUUCUGUGAAGAUAUAUGUGGAGCGGUAGCUUAGUGGUUAAGAUGUUCAGCUUCUCAGGUUUAAACCCCGCUGCACCACCUACGUCAGUUCGGGCAACCGUUCAGUAUUACUAAUUGAAGUGUGACUUAUAAUCAAGUACCUUGUGAAUGAGUCUGAUAUUUUUUCUGUGUACGUCUAGAAGCCUUAAAAUCAUCUGUGGGAAAAUGUAAACCUUACGAAUAAAAUCUAUACUGAUCGCCUAGUGAACGAAGAAUCGGUGGGAAAACCAACUUAUUUUUUAUGCAAAAUCAAACUGUGGCUUUAUAAAACAUGAAAAUCAUACGCAGAAUACAUCAUUUGCAUAUCUUCCUUUAGUUAUCUUACAUACUUCACUAUUCUUCCGUUGUUAUCGUUCUGAUUGCUCUUCUCUUUCCUUCUCUUCUCAUUUCGAUUUUCUGCUAGUAAGCAUUCUACUUCCGAUUUCUACUACUUACUGCUUAUGACUGUCUGCAUAUAUAGUGCACACCUCAGUCGCACAGGUCAACGACUAUCUGGGAUCAACCAAAUGUCACUAGGUCAAAGUCUCGGUGUGAGUAUCAGCACUGAGGCACAGAUGCAUUCAGCUGAUGAGCUAUAGAUAGGAUGAAACACAUUUCCUAGGUUUCGCUGCUAGCCAUUAUCUGACUGUAAUAAAAACUUGUUGGUGAAACUGUGGUGUGCUACUUAUGUAGACAUAAGUAGUAUAUGAUGUCAUUCGUGAACAGAAUGUCUAGCAGUAGAGAAACAAGAAGAUCGAACAGUAAAGAAUGAAAACGCAAGAACAAAGGAAGUCUGAGUCAUCUGAGACAAUUGAUGGAUAUUUUGCAAAUUGAGCACUUACUAUAUGGUUGUUAGAUUUUACUAACUAGUUCUGUAAUUUGGUCUUAGGUUAAUUGGUGUACUAGUUUAAAAUUGUCAGUGUUGUUAGUUUAUUCAGUGGUUAGUUUUCAAACAUUCUUUUUUACGUUUCAACAUCAAUUCGAGUACUAUUAAAAAUUAGAGUAGAUUCAACAGUUGUUUCAUUGUCCUCACCAGUCCACACACAUAUAAAUCCACUAGGGAUCUAACCCAGUGCUCUUUGGACCUCGCAUUACUGAUGAAUGUCAUACGAGGAUGAAACAACUGUCAUAUUCACCCUUGAUUUUUAUUAAUAUCCCAUUUGAUAUCAGUCCGUAACAAGUAUCAUAUAAAAAGUAACCUAAUCUUCACAAAGCUCUAU
Schistosoma spindalis is the source of this 3487-nucleotide messenger RNA. NCBI's taxonomy places the organism in Eukaryota, Metazoa, Platyhelminthes, Trematoda, Strigeidida, Schistosomatidae. The record is from the annotation of a GenBank genome assembly.